GCUUUGAGAUAUAUAUCAAAAAACACUAUCAAAAUCGAGUGGUGACAAAAAGAAAAAGAAAAAAAGAAAAAUGAAGACCGCCGCCACAACAAGCGGCCUUCCGCCGCCUCUCCACUCUCUCCAGCCGCUGCGCCGCCGCCACUUCAACCGCUUAUUCGCGGCGGUUUACGCCGCCGCCAUAUUCUCCCUCCUCUACCACCACUCACUCAAACUCCUCCACCCAACCUCCGCCAUCUCUCUCCUCAUCUCUCUCUCUCUCCUCGUUUCCGACGCCCUUCUAGCCUUCAUGUGGUCCACGACGCAGGCCUUCCGCAUGAACCCGGUUCGCCGCCAAGAACACCCCGAAAACCGGCUCGACCGGGGGGAUCUCCCGGGCCUGGACAUAUUCAUAUGCACGGCGGAUCCCUACAAGGAGCCGCCCCUCGACGUCGCGAACACGGCGCUGUCGGUCAUGGCGUACGACUACCCGCCGGGGAAGCUGUCGGUGUUCGUCUCCGACGACGGCGGCUCGGAGCUCACCAUGUUUGCCUUCAUGGAGGCGGCCCGGUUUGGGAGGCUUUGGCUGCCGUUUUGUAGGGAGAAUAACGUCGUCGAUCGAUGCCCCGAUGCGUAUUUCAGCUCUUGUUAUGCUCAGAGCGCCGCCGUCGUCGAAAUCAAGAUGAUGUAUGAGAGCAUGAAGAUGAAGGUGGAAAGUGUGGUAAAAAAAGGUAAAGUAAGUGACGAAUAUAUUUCAAGUGAAGAAGAGGGUCAAAUUUUGCACCAAUAUCGCACCAAAGAUUUCAGUCGUCAAAGUCAUCCCUCUAUAAUUCAAGUUUUAUUAAACUCUAGAAAAGAUGUGGACUCUAGUGGUGAACCUAUGCCAAAUCUCGUAUACGUCUCUAGAGAGAAGAGCAAGGCCAGCCCACAUAACUUCAAGGCCGGGGCCCUCAACACGCUCCUUCGAGUCUCGGGCACCAUGACCAACUCACCGAUCAUCCUAACAUUGGACUGUGAUAUGUAUUCGAAUGAUCCCACGACGGCCCAAAGAAUGUUGUGCUACUUCAUGGACCGGCCCGCGCCCAUCGAGCCCAAUUACGCGUACGUCCAAUUCCCGCAACGGUAUCAUGGGCUCAACAGGGCCGAUAUAUAUGCUUCCGAGCACAAGCGUCUCUUUCUAGUCAAUUCGAUGGGGAUCGAUGGCCUAAAUGGCCCCAAUUACGUCGGGACGGGAUGCUUUUUCCGUCGUCGGGCCUUCUUCGGAAGCCCGUGUUCGUACGUACCUCCCGAGGUACCAGAGCUCAGCCCGGAUUACCUUGUGGAUAAGCCCAUCAAUACUGAAGAAGUUUUGGGCCGGGCCCAUCAAGUUGCAGGGUGCAAUUAUGAAAACCAAACAAGUUGGGGUUCUAAGAUUGGGUUUCGGUAUGGAUCAUUAGUAGAGGAUUAUUACACGGGGUAUAGGCUUCAUUGUGAAGGUUGGAAAUCUGCAUUUUGUAAUCCAAAAAGGGCUGCAUUUUUGGGUGAUGUUCCCAUCACUAUAAAUGAUGUUCUCAACCAAGUGAAGAGAUGGUCAAUUGGGCUUUUAGAGGUGGCGUUUUCCAAGUACAGCCCACUAACAUAUGGUGUAAGGAAUGGGGGGCUCUUAAUGGGCCUUGCUUACGCACAUUAUGCUUUUUGGCCCAUUUGGUUCUUCCCUAUCACUAUUUAUGCUUUAAUACCUUCAUUGGCUCUUCUUCAAGGACUUGCCAUUUUCCCUAAGGUGGACGACCCUUGGUUCUUAUUAUAUGCUUUUCUUUUUCUCGGAUCCUACUGUCAAGAUUGCUUCGACUUCAUCUCGACACAUGGCACGUUCGAGAGAUGGUGGAGCGAUCAAAGGAUGUGGCUCAUAAAGGCACCUUCGGCUUUCCCUUUGGGAAUCACUGAAUACAUAAGCAAGUGUUUAGGUAUGGAGACGCGUGGGUUCAAUGUGACUAGCAAAGUGAUGGAGGAUGAGCAAAGCAAGAGAUACGAUGAAGGGAUCUUUGAGUUUGGUGUUCCAUCACCUAUGUUUCUCCCUUUAGCCACACUUGCCAUAUUGAAUCUAGUCGCAUUUUUAGGUGGAUUCUUCUACGUGUUGAAGAAGGAUAUAGAGUUGGAUGCUUUCUUCAUGCAAAUGUUCGUUGCUGGUUUUGGAGUGUUGAAUAGCUUGCCCUUUUAUGGUGCUAUGUUUUGGAGGAGGGAUAAUGGGAGGAUGCCUAUUAGAACCACGGUCGCCGCGACUCUUCUAGUCGGGUUGUUAUGUGGAAUUACUUUUGUUUUGUUCGAGUUUAAUCGAGUCUAAACAUAACGAACAAAAUUCCACUUAUAUUUUGUAAGAAUUGUCCACUAAUUGCAAUCGUAUGAUGCGGACCAAUGCAUAUGCUUGGCGAAGUUUCGUCAUUUUGUGGUCAAUACAUAGUUUAUUUCUCC
Salvia miltiorrhiza (redroot sage) is the source of this 2424-nucleotide messenger RNA. Its product is annotated as cellulose synthase-like protein G3. Gene Ontology annotation, molecular function: mannan synthase activity; cellulose synthase (UDP-forming) activity. Gene Ontology annotation, biological process: cellulose biosynthetic process; plant-type primary cell wall biogenesis. Lineage: Eukaryota; Viridiplantae; Streptophyta; Magnoliopsida; Lamiales; Lamiaceae. Bases 71 to 2296 code for a protein of 741 amino acids. The record is from RefSeq and is a predicted model, not a curated record. Gene Ontology annotation, cellular component: plasma membrane; trans-Golgi network. The transcript is spliced from 5 exons.